Vicia villosa (hairy vetch) is the source of this 1937-nucleotide messenger RNA. Its product is annotated as glutamyl-tRNA reductase 1, chloroplastic-like. Gene Ontology annotation, molecular function: glutamyl-tRNA reductase (NADP+) activity; NADP binding. The coding region runs from base 200 to 1822 and encodes 540 amino acids. NCBI's taxonomy places the organism in Eukaryota, Viridiplantae, Streptophyta, Magnoliopsida, Fabales, Fabaceae. The record is from RefSeq and is a predicted model, not a curated record. The transcript is spliced from 3 exons. Gene Ontology annotation, biological process: tetrapyrrole biosynthetic process.
GUGUAAGAUAGGAAGAUUGGGAAGGAAAGGAGAGUGUGGAUAAAACGUGUCCUCCCCACCCAAUCACAACACAAAGAAAUCACACCCUUUCAAAUCCUUCCACAUCCUUAAUUCCCAACAUCAUCAUUCAUUUCCACAAAUUAACAAUACUAACUAACAACCUUAUUUUUCUCUAACAACACUAACAAUAACAAUAACAAUGGCUGUUUCAACCAGUUUUUUCUCCACUGCAAAACCAGAACCUUUCUUCCUUAAACAUUGUUCUUCAUCUUCAUCAUCAUCAUUCUCUUAUGUUACAACUCAUUUAUCAUUUCAUGGUAGAAACAAAAAGAGCCUUGUUCAGACUCAGAAAGGCUCAACUAUUCGCUGUGACGCUUCUUCUUCUGAUGUGUCUGUGUCUGUGUCUGUGUCUCCUCUACAACAGCUUAAAACUUCUGCUGCUGAUAGAUAUACGAAGGAGAAGAGCAGCAUUGUGGUGAUUGGGCUGAGUGUGCAUACUACACCGGUGGAGUUGCGUGAGAAGCUUGCUAUACCGGAAGCUGAAUGGCCAAGAGCCAUUGGUGAGCUUUGUGGUUUGAAUCAUAUUGAAGAAGCUGCUGUUCUUAGUACGUGUAACAGGAUGGAGAUUUAUGUUGUUGCACUUUCUCAGCAUCGUGGUGUUAAAGAAGUCACUGAGUGGAUGUCAAAUACAAGUGGAAUACCUGCAUCAGAGCUAUCACAGUAUUUAUUUCUGCUAUACAACAAAGACGCAACCCAACACCUUUUCGAAGUAUCAGCAGGACUUGAUUCUCUUGUAAUGGGAGAAGGCCAAAUCCUUGCACAAGUCAAGCAAGUAGUGAAAGCAGGCCAAGGAGUUAAUGGAUUUGGAAGAAACAUCAGUGGACUAUUCAAGCACGCAAUCACCGUCGGCAAAAGGGUCCGAACGGAAACCAACAUUGCGGCCGGAGCAGUUUCUGUGAGCUCGGCUGCGGUCGAAUUAGCACUGAUGAAGUUACCUGAUCAAGCCUCACAUGGAAAUGCAAGAAUGCUAGUCAUCGGAGCAGGCAAAAUGGGGAAGCUUGUGAUCAAGCAUUUGGUUGCAAAAGGGUGUAAGAAGAUGGUAGUUGUUAACCGAACCGAAGAGCGAGUCGCGGCUAUCCGCGCCGAAAUAAAUGAUGUCGAGAUAAUCUACAAACCGCUCUCUGAUAUGCUCGAUUGCGUCGGUGAAGCUGACGUAGUUUUCACUAGCACAGCAUCAGAGAAUCCUUUGAUUUUAAAACAACAUGUUAAGGAACUUCCUUUGGCAAGCGAAGAAGCGGGACGAAAACGUCUCUUCGUCGAUAUUUCUGUUCCGAGAAACGUAGGUUCGUGCCUUAACGAUCUCGAAUCAGUCAAGGUUUACAAUGUUGAUGACCUCAAAGAGGUAGUGGCUGCUAACAAAGAGGACAGACUAAGAAAAGCAAUGGAAGCGCAAGUGAUCAUUAGCGAAGAAUCGGGCCAAUUCGAAGCGUGGCGAGACUCAUUAGAAACUGUUCCUACCAUCAAGAAACUGAGAGCUUAUGCUGAGAGAUUAAGGGUUGCUGAGGUUGAGAAAUGCUUAGGUAGAAUGAGGGAUGAGGAUAUAAACAAGAAGACACAAAAGGCAGUGGAUGAUCUUAGUAAAGGUAUAGUGAAUAAAAUGCUUCAUGGGCCAAUGCAACAUUUGAGAUGUGAUGGGAGUGAUAGUAGGACAUUGAGUGAGACACUUGAGAAUAUGCAUGCUUUGAAUAGAAUGUUUAGUCUUGAAACUGAGGUUUCUGUUUUGGAGCAGAAGAUUAGAGCUAAAGUGGAGCAAAAACCAUAGUAAGAUUAAUUAAUAUGAUACCAUUGUUGUUGAUUAAACUCGUUUGUUUAGGAUUGAGAAUCAUAUGGUUGGUUUUCAGUUGCAUGAUUGAAACAAAAGCUUCUUUGUUUUUUUU